Nelumbo nucifera (sacred lotus) is the source of this 1466-nucleotide messenger RNA. RefSeq names its product 1-aminocyclopropane-1-carboxylate oxidase homolog 4-like. The record is from RefSeq and is a predicted model, not a curated record. Lineage: Eukaryota; Viridiplantae; Streptophyta; Magnoliopsida; Proteales; Nelumbonaceae.
UGUGUCGGCCUCUCGGUUCCAUUUCCAGCCAGACGUUCAUCAAACAGCAAUGUUAAGCUCAUCCACAUGCUUUUGCUCAGGCCAUCAUCGUCCACUUCCCUGUAUCUUGGGUCUCCCUUCCCUCAGUCGAUUGUCAUUCUUCGGCCUGUCAAUUAUCAAUUCCAUGUAAGCAAAGGUAGCAGAUUCUUAAGCACUCAAGCUGGAAGAACAAGAAGAAAAAUGGGUAUCACCAAUUCCAACGGUGAGCAAACAUACGAUCGAACAACGGAAGUGAAGCAGUUCGACGAUUCCAAGAUCGGAGUUAAGGGCCUUGUUGACUCCGGCAUCACCUCCAUCCCUCGCUUCUUCGUUCAUCCACCCGAAACCCUCCCUUCUGUCUCUCCUACCCCCAAGUCUUUUUCUGAUGUAAUUCCUACUGUCGAUCUCUCCGGAAUCACUUCCAACCGUCGAAUAAUCAUCGUUGACCAGAUCAGAGAAGCCUCCCAUGAGCUGGGUUUCUUCCAGAUCAUCAACCACGGCAUCCCCUCUGGCGUCCUCAACCGCACGAUCGCCGCCGUCAAGGGCUUCAACGAGCAGCCGACGGAGGUCAAGUCCUGGUACUACGGCCGAGGUAUGAGUCGCGGCGUAGCAUUCUCUACUAACUUUGAUCUAUUUCAAUCCAAGGCAGCGAGUUGGAGGGACACGAUUCAGCUCAGGUUCGGUUCUGUCGCUCCCGACUACGACAGUAUACCGGAGAUUUGUCGCAAGGAGUUGAUUGAGUGGGACCAGCAUAUCACACGGUUGGGAGAGACGCUGAUGGAGAUCCUGUGUGAAGGUUUGGGGUUGGACGCCGGAAAGUUGAAAGAACUGAUGUGCUUGGACGAGAGGAUAGCGGUGGCCCACUACUAUCCUUACUGUCCCCAGCCUGAUCUGACGUACGGGAUUACGUCUCACACUGAUCCAGGAGCACUGACGGUGCUGGUGCAGAACGAGAUCGGUGGGUUGCAGGUAAAGCACGGUGAAGACUGGGUGGACGUCAAACCCAUCGCUGGUGCUCUCGUUAUCAACAUCGGAGAUCUUCUCCAGAUAAUAUCGAAUGAUGAGUACAGAAGCGUGGAGCAUCGAGUGCUGGCGAAUCCGUUCCCUGAGGCACGAGUCUCCAUUGCGAGUUUCUUCAAUCCAAGCAGGAGGGAAGACUUGUAUGGACCAUUGCCGGAGCUAGUAUCGGCGAAGAAACCGGCUCUCUACCGGCAGUUCACAUUCAACGAAUAUCUGAGAAGGUUUUUCUCAAAAGAGUUAGAUGGGAAAUCUUUGAUAAAUUACUUCAAAUUUUAAAUGUGUAAAGAAAGGUUUUAAAAAUCGACGAGGAAAUGAAACCGUUUUAGUUUCUGGGUUAGUGGUUCAAUCAUCCGAGUCGAACGGUUUAGAUGGUUUGUAUUAUUAGGGCAAAUAUUUCUUAUAUAAAAGUUUUAUAUGAGAAAGGAGAA